CAAAAUAUUGUUUUGAUAUUAUUUAAAUAAAAAUAGUGUUGUUAAAAUAAUAAUAAUAAUAUUAUUUUGUUUAUUAAAAUAAUUAGAUAUAAUGUUGUGCUUAUAUUAAUUAUCGAAGGUUAUACUUUAUACGUUCAAGUAAGGUACGAAAGUGCUAAUUGAAAAAAAAGCACUAGAAAAAAUGAGUCCUAUUAAUGAACAUAAGAAAUCGCCAUCAUCAACAGGAACAACUACAGAUUAUAAUUUUUUUGAAGAAUACGAAACGCCUCGAAAAGUCAACAUUACUGUAAUGCUGAAAGGUCAAAAUCCGAUCCAACAAGAUUUAUUAUUUUUUGCAUACUUUGACGGUCAAAUUAUGGCAGAAGAGAAAUGGCAACAUGAAUUAGAAAUAGAUUUGCCUAUAUUUUUAAAUUUAAAAGAUUAUGGUCACAAAUAUCUGAUUGCAGAAACACCGUUACUUUUUAUAGUUCGUGCCCUCACAGGGUCUAAGGCUGGAAAAGAUCCCGAUCCAUUAGCACACGUAGACAAUAAGGCCGGGGGAGCGCUGGAUUUACUUCCUUUACUGAUUGGAGAAGAUGAGAUUUACAUUAAAGUACGAUUAAUUUCUGUAGAAACUGGAGACUGGUACCAUGGCUUGAAAGUAGUUGUCCAUGCAGAAACCAUUGGACAAUUAGACCACAUUUACUAUCCAUUAAUAAUUACUAUGAUUUCUGCGCAUUGUUUGCCUAACGUUAAAGAUGGUACAUUUUAUGUUGGAGCCAUUGGUUUAGAUAUCCUGGAGGAACCUGUUACCGUUAACUUUGGCUUAGCGUUAAGUCACCGAGAUGCAAAAAAGACAGUUUGGGCUGCUGUCAGUACGGCAGGAGUAAUGGCUAAUAGCGCGUACAAUGCACCAGACGAAGAUAAAUUUGUGCCUUACGAUCUUAAUCCUCAAGAUUUGCCCCAAUGCAAUUCUGUAUACUGGAAUGCUGUUAAACGUAUUCUUAUCACUGACCAGAGUGCAUUUCGAAAGAGAUUGUUACGUCACUUUCCAGUUGAAAUUGCUGGUGUGCCGAGGAUCGGUAAAAUCGAUGUAAGAGGGCGUUAUACGGCUUUGGUUGAUGUUGGAGUACUUUUAGAACCAGGCCAGGAUAGUUUAAUAUCUUGUGCCAAGCUUAAAUAUUACUCUGCAUUACCUCUCGGCGAAGGUACAGGACCGCUGUUAGUGUUGCCUCCCAGUAGUACCAAAAAUAGUGCGCGUGAUCGCGAUCCUGCUUCUGCUUUUGUUGUCGAUGAAAGAGGUCAUAAUGCGUAUGUUGUGGUGCAAUUCAAUUUAAUGGAACCUGUAAUACCUAAACAAAGAUUGUACAGUCUAUUUGAAACUAUAGGAUUUCCUGCACCCGAGGGACCGCGUCGAGCACACGAAAGCACAUUGCACAUGGAACCUCUGCCUGAAGACCCUUUAGUCGACGCGAGAAAGAUAAGAUUGGAAGAAGGAGCAUUGGCCGUCCACAAGGAACUAAGCGGCAUGACUUGUACAGGUGCAGUAUCUAUGAACCAAGGCAUUAAACGCACGGCUGCAAACAAACUCAUGAUGCGAAUUCGAACAAUGUUAAAACAAUUUGCACCAGGUGAGUGCUCAUACCUUGAUUGGCAAGAUACUGUUACCAGACAGCAUGCAACGGCACGACGCGCAGUCACAGCUUCGUUCGCGCCUCAACCACCUCAACCACGAAUGACACAGCCGUAUGCCGCUGCUAGGUGCCGAAUGGCUUCCGAUACUAGGAUUGCAGAAUAUCACAUUUCUCAUAAUUUAGAAGUUUCUCCUGAACACCCUAGACCUUUACUGUCCAAAGCAUUAAGAUGUCUAGAACAAAGAUACGAUUCAGAUGCCAAGAAAUAUAUAGUCCAAGGUCUGAGUUCUCUAGUUAUGAAUAAAUAUUUGCUGUGGAUGUACGGAGGUAUAGAAUACGACAAAGGGGAAGAAGCUUUAGAAAGAGCAAUAGCAGCUUUACAAAUUGCUUGCAAAGGAGAGCACUCCGAUGGUACUUCGAAUGCGAUUGCAUUUGCAGCAUUACACACUGUUCUUCAUUAUGGUAAUAGACCUUAUGGCGCAUUUGUGGCAGCUAAGAGAAUGAGAAAAUCAUAUGAGUUGCAGAAAGAGUGGCCUAAAUUUCUUAAACGUUGGCUCGAAAGUAGUGGAGAAGAAGAAAUAUACUGGGUACCAAGUGUUAUAAGAUCCGAUAACCCUAUGUUGAUAGCUGCCGCUUUUUUUCUUUGUUUGCGAUGCUAUAAAUUAAGUGAACAAAUAUUGCAAUGCAUGGAAAACGGCUGUGCUACUCUUGGCUCCAGGUUCCACUUGGAGACCAUUAUAUUUCCAGAUCUGUAUUAUUUACGAGCUGUGUCAUUUUUAAUGAGGAAUCAAGUAGACCAGGCGAAGAAUAUUAUCGCAGCUGGAAUAAAAAAAUUAGGACCUUGUGCUAUGUUGACACAAAUUCACGCAACUUGCUUGAAGGUGGAAAGAGGAUGGGACGCCGAGUGCGAACAUGCACUAAUAAAUGCUGAUCGAUUCGGGGCCGAGAUUCCUCCUGCGCUUCUGCUUCAGUCUGCAAUGAGUCAUCUAAAGAAGAAUCCGGAUAUUGCUUUGCAAAGAGCAGCUCGUGCUCAUAGGCUGGCUCCGAGUGCUCACACUGCGUUUACUAUUGGACUGUGCUAUGCUAGGAUGGGUGAUUACAACUUGUCGGAGCGAUGGUUCGCAGUAUCAGUGAAAGUGGAGCCGCUGCUGGCUGACGGGUGGGCGAUGCUGGCGGUGCUGGCAAUGCGGCAACGCGAUGUGGACAAAGCACGUGCCAUGUUGCGUACCGCGCAUCAGGCCGGUCCUCUCAGCGACGACGUCAAAUUCCAAGUCUCAAAAAUGAUGUCCAUCAUUAAAAUCGAGACCUUAUCUGACUCAAUGUUGAAGAAUUUAUGUUUGUGUGAUUAUCUUAUCGAUAAAUUAGAAGCUUAGUUAGCGAGGCUAUUCUACUCACUCUUUACCUGUCUUUGUAUUUAUCUAAGUACUAGCUUAUUUUUAAUUCUGUCUC
Messenger RNA from Hyposmocoma kahamanoa, 3062 nucleotides. RefSeq lists its product as uncharacterized. Gene Ontology annotation, molecular function: protein binding. Bases 182 to 2986 code for a protein of 934 amino acids. The transcript has a single exon. The record is from RefSeq and is a predicted model, not a curated record. NCBI's taxonomy places the organism in Eukaryota, Metazoa, Arthropoda, Insecta, Lepidoptera, Cosmopterigidae.